GUUUCCCUAUUAAGUUUUAAGUCAAGGCCGUAUAUUACUCUUGUUCCACUCUCUUAAACCCCAAACAAAACCCAACACUCUGAUCGGAACCCUAAAACCAAGACAACAUCUCCGACGGCGAAAUGAGCCUAAUCGCAGGCUCAUACGAGCGCUUCAUAUGGGGCUUCAAGCUCAAGCCUCUCAUGCCCUCCCCUGACCAGAAAACCCUAACCCUAACCCCUCUUUUCUCCUACCCUUCCCACCUCUCCUCCAUCACCACCGUCGCCGCCGCCGGCCCCGCCGCUGCCUCUGGCGGCUACGACGACACCAUCCAACUCUACGACCUCUCCGCAGCCUCCUCCAUCGGUUCCCUCCACGACCACUCGGCUUCCGUAACCUCCCUCUCCUUCUUCUCCCCUCCCAAUCUCUCCGUUCCUCGAAAUCUCAUCUCCGCCGACGCCGAUGGAUCGGUCUGUAUCUACGACGCCGAUCCCUUUGUCCUCCUUAAGACCCUCCGGCCCCACAAGAAGGCCGUCAACGACCUCUCGGUGCAUCCUUCGGGGAAGCUGGCACUGACUGUGGGCCACGACGAGUGCUUGGCGAUGAUCAACUUGGUGAGGGGAAGGAGAAGCUUUUUCUGUAGGUUGGGGAGGGAGGCUAGCUUGGUGAAGUUUGAUUGCGGUGGGGAUAAGUUCUUCAUGGCUAUGGAGGAGAAGAUUUCGGUGCAUGAGGCUGAGGAUGCCAAGAUUGUUUGUGAAUUAGAGAACCGGAAACGGGUUCUUUGUGCAGCCCCAAGCGAGAAUGGUGUUUUAUAUACCGGAGGUGAGGACCGAAGCAUUACAGCAUGGGAUACAAACAGUGGGAAGGUUGCAUAUUGCAUUGAGGACGCACAUUCUGCUCGUGUAAAAGGAAUUGUUGUGCUCACUAAGAAUGCGGGGGCUGUCUCUGAUGAUGAUCCAUAUUUGGUAGGUUCUGCAUCAUCAGAUGGGGUUAUACGGGUUUGGGAUGUUCGGAUGGCUGUUAAGGAAAAACCAAAUCCAUUGGCUGAAGCUAUUACAAAAUCAAGGAUAACUUCUCUUGCUGGAUCCUCUGUUAAAUCAUCGAGACAGCCACGGGGUGGACAAGAUGGUACAGAGAGGACAUGAUGGAACAACAGAAGGAUUAUAACAUUAUUGAAAUCCCUGACCAGGGUUUAGCUACCCUUGUAAGUCUAUAUAUGGCAUUCUAGGGACUUUGCAAAGACAUUGAUGUGAAAAAGGAGAUUUGUUACUCGAAUGUUGGACGAGUUGUUCCAACAUAUCAAUUUUGUUCGUAUUAAAUUUAAAUCGUAUUAUUUGUUUA
This is a messenger RNA of Ziziphus jujuba (common jujube), 1320 nucleotides long. RefSeq lists its product as uncharacterized. Bases 123 to 1124 code for a protein of 333 amino acids. The record is from RefSeq and is a predicted model, not a curated record. Lineage: Eukaryota; Viridiplantae; Streptophyta; Magnoliopsida; Rosales; Rhamnaceae. The transcript has 3 exons. Gene Ontology annotation, molecular function: protein binding.